Molecule: messenger RNA, 2021 nt
Organism: Spinacia oleracea (spinach)
Lineage: Eukaryota; Viridiplantae; Streptophyta; Magnoliopsida; Caryophyllales; Amaranthaceae
Product: probable indole-3-acetic acid-amido synthetase GH3.1
Exons: 4
Coding region: 105-1847 (580 amino acids)
Cellular component (GO): cytoplasm
Molecular function (GO): acid-amino acid ligase activity
Source: RefSeq, a predicted model, not a curated record
UCUCAUACUCAUUCCACACAACAACAACAACAGCUUAAUUAAUUCCUUACUUAAGCUAAUUAAUACCACUUUAAUUUACUAAUUAAGCUCACUUUUUUACCGUAAUGUCGAUGAGUGAGAAACACGUGGCUGCGUUACAGUUCUUAGAGGAGGUAACGAGUCACUGCGAUGAGGUGCAAAAGAAGGUUUUGUCUCAGAUAUUGAGUCGAAACGCAGAAACGGAGUACUUGAAACGACAUGGAAUGAAUGGGUGUGUUGACGUUGAGAUAUUUAAGAAGAGGAUACCAAUGGUGACGUAUGAGGAUAUUCAGCCUGAUAUUCAACGUAUUGCUAAUGGGGAUUUCUCCCCUAUUCUUUGUUCUCAACCCAUUACUGAAUUUCUCACUAGCUCGGGAACUUCGGCUGGAGAGAGAAAACUGAUGCCAACAACAGACGAGGAGAUGGACAGGAGGCAGCUGCUAUACAGCCUCCUCAUGCCUGUUCUCAACCAAUACAUGCCAGGGUUAGACAAAGGAAAAGGCCUAUACUUCCUCUUCAUCAAGGCAGAAACAAAAACCCCAGGAGGUCUAGUGGCUAGACCCGUUCUAACAAGCUACUACAAGAGCAAACACUUCAAGAACCGACCCUAUGACCCGUACAACGUCUACACAAGCCCAAACGAGGCGGUCCUUUGCCCCGACUCAUUCCAAUCCAUGUACACUCAGAUGUUAUGCGGGUUGUACGAACGCCACGAGGUCCUCCGUGUAGGGGCCGUCUUUGCAUCGGGCCUCCUCCGGGCCAUCCGCUUUCUUCAAGUCCACUACUCCGACCUCUGCCGCGAUAUCGCCACUGGUUCACUAACCUCAAAGAUCACCAACUCGGGCCUACGGGCCUGCAUGGGUAAGAUCAUGAGGCCCGACCCGGGCCUCGCGGUGUUCGUUAACAAUGCAUGUGAAGGGGAGGAUUGGGAGGGGAUUAUUAAGAGGAUUUGGCCUAAUGCUAAGUACUUAGAGGUGAUUGUGACGGGUGCUAUGGCACAGUAUAUACCUACAUUGGACUAUUAUAGUGGUGGGUUGCCAAAGUUGUGUACUAUGUACGCUUCUUCGGAGUGUUUCUUCGGGCUUAACUUGAACCCGAUGUGUUCCCCCUCGGAGGUUUCCUACACCAUAUUGCCUAACAUGGCGUAUUUCGAGUUCAUCCCGCUCGACGACGGCUCGGCGCCUCGGCUCGUGGACUUGGCUGAUGUCAAGGUUGGAAAGGAGUAUGAGCUUGUAGUCACCACACAAUCAGGAUUAUACAGGUACCGAGUCGGGGACGUGUUAUACGUGACAGGGUUCUACAACUCAACCCCGCAAUUCAAGUUCAUUAGGAGGAAGAACGUCCUACUCAGUAUCGACUCCGACAAGACGGACGAGUCGGAGUUGCAAAACGCCAUUGAGAACGCAUCUGCGUUGCUCAAACCUUUCAACACAAGUGUUGUUGAGUACACAAGCUAUGCAGACACCAAGUCUAUUCCAGGGCAUUAUGUCAUCUACUGGGAGCUUUUUACUAAAGAUUCGACUAAUGGGCCGGACCAUGAAGUAUUGGGCCAGUGCUCUCUAGCCAUUGAAGAGGCCCUUAACUCAGUAUACCGACAAUGUCGGGUCGCAGACCGGUCAAUUGGGCCGCUUGAGAUCCGAGUGGUGAAGAAUGGAACAUUUGAGGAGUUGAUGGACUAUGCAAUAUCUAGAGGAGCAUCAAUUAACCAGUAUAAAGUACCUAGGUGUGUGAAUGUGAAGCCCAUUGUGGAGUUACUGGACUCUAGAGUAGUUUCGGCCCAUUAUAGCCCUUCUUUGCCACAUUGGAGCCCACAACGAGGCCCCAUUUAAGCCCAUUGAAAUGUGACAGUUAGUACUGGGCUGUAAGCCUGUAGCAUCAUGUAGUAUCUGAUGGACAAUUAAACAUUAGUGUUUGAUGGUUCACGGGUGAAGUAGAAAACUGAAAUAAAGUUUGUAUCUGUUUAAAGUUUCUUCGUAUCUGCUCAAUAAAAUUAUUUAGUUUAA